UACAGACCUGCAUCAUCAAAACUGUUGUCUGCAUCGAAAGAAAGACAACAAGACCAAGUACAAUUUAUCAAUACUUUCAUUAAAGCAUGUCAGUGAACUAUGCAGAAGGCCUGUCGGCGUAUGAACAUAAGGGAAAAUGUGGCCUGGCAGAGAAGUUUGACCCUCCUGACAUUGUUGCUGAGAAAGUCUCAAAGCUUGUUUCUAUGAUCCGAAGCAGUAGACAUAUAGUGUUUCACACAGGGGCAGGAAUUAGCACUGCAGCAGGCAUCCCGGACUUUAGGGGACCAAAUGGUGUAUGGACGCUAGAGGAGCGUGGGGAGAAGCCAACAUUCAAUGUCACAUUUGAGAGUGCUGUACCCACCUUUACACACAGAGCUCUCGUUGCCAUGGAAAUACUUGGCUUGGCAAAGUAUGUGAUCAGUCAGAAUGUUGAUGGGCUUCAUGUACGAUCUGGUCUCCCUAGAAACAGGAUGUCUGAGCUACAUGGCAAUAUGUUUGUUGAGGAGUGCAACAAGUGUGCUAUGCAGUACAUUAACCGUGAGGUGGUUAGGACAAUGGGCGUGAAGUUGACAGGCAACAUCUGCAUACAGAAGAAAUCCCGUGGUACUUGCAGGGGCCAGCUACAGGACACAGUGCUUGACUGGGAACAUGCCCUCCCUGACAUGGAUCUUGACCGUGCAGAAAAACAAGCCAAGGCGGCAGAUCUCAGCAUCUGUCUUGGAACAUCUCUACAGAUCGUACCAAGCGGAAACCUGCCCCUAAUAACCAAGCGAUCUGGUGGGCGUGUAGUCAUUGUCAACUUACAGCCCACAAAGCAUGACCGGAAGGCGGAUCUGAAAAUCUGCACAUAUGUGGACGAUGUGAUGAGGCUGGUCUGCCAGCAACUGGGUGUAAUUGUCCCAGAGUAUGAUGGGCCGCAUGUGGUGCUACGAUCUGUUCACACGGGCCUAGGGGAGGACGACCUUGCUGUUGUAGUUAAGGAUGAUACCCUUGUCCGGAAACCCCACCCAACAGUUACAGCCGUGCAGGCAGGGUGUAAAGCACUGGUGGAGAGGGGGGAGGGGACAGAACAGUCUAGGCUGAAAUCUGAGGGAGAUGACAAAGAGUGUGAUACCAAAAAUUGUGUUGAAAACAAAUUACUAGUACUUGGAAAAGCUCCAAUUGAUGCAAGGAUACAUGAUACAUCGAUAAAAACUGAAGUUGGUAAUGAAAACAUUCAAGCUGAAAAUGAACCAGAGGUUAAAAGAAAAAAGUUAGAUAAACCUGGCGAUUGUAUCAAAACAGAUUUAGUUAAAGAUGAGAAACAAAGUGAAAAUUGAAGAAAUUAUUCAAUAUUACAUACUUCAAACUGUGCAGAACUACUUUGCAAAAGUAAGAAAUAGGAAGGCAGUUCCAAGUUUACCAGUCUGAGGCUAGAGCAUGGAAAAGAUGACAGCUCAUAUGGUAUGGUCUUAUGUGGUAACUCCCAGUUUUCACACACUGACAGUGCUUUUAGCAGUCAAAAUACUUGUGCAUCAGUUGACUGUGACAAUGUUGAGACCAGUAGUGAAGCUUGGGUGUCAGUAACAGUUCACUUCAGGGAAGCAUUGGGAGUCUGUGGUAGUGCAACCGUUGACUGCACAGUGAAAAGGCAGUCUUCACAAUUUACUGAUAUUCCACCUAGCUGAACAUGUCCAAAGUUGUUAUAGCAUUUUACACUGUAUUAAUGGAAUGAUCUCUUAUCAAUUAUCUUAAGGAUUUUUACCUAGCUCAGUAAUAUAUAAAUAUUGACUGCCUUGAGGGUGACGGUGCAUAUUGUCAACCAGAUGUAAAUACUGUCGACCAAGGCAUAUUUUAUUGUACUGAAUGAAACUAAAGAACAAUUGUGUUGGAUGACAAACACCAAAAAAGUGUAAUAUUCCAUUUGAUUUCAGAAUGUUUAAAUAUGUACGGAAGAAAUAAAACUUUUUAUAUAUGACA
Messenger RNA from Mya arenaria, 1959 nucleotides. RefSeq names its product NAD-dependent protein deacylase sirtuin-6-like. The coding region runs from base 87 to 1319 and encodes 410 amino acids. The transcript has 7 exons. The record is from RefSeq and is a predicted model, not a curated record. NCBI's taxonomy places the organism in Eukaryota, Metazoa, Mollusca, Bivalvia, Myida, Myidae. Gene Ontology annotation, molecular function: NAD+ binding.